UGUCUGCUAACUUCUACCAGUCUAUUGUGUUCAGCUGCGGAUCGGACAGAAUAUCCGUUUAUUUGAGCAUAUUCUACCAAAUUUUUGGGAAAUUCGAAAUCUGAUCAUAUCAAUUUACAUAAUUCUGCAAAAUGAAUGACACUGGAGGUCGGAGACUGUGGAUUGGGAACCUAGAUGAAAGGAUAACUGAAUUCACCUUGCUGAAAUUGUUGCAGAGGUAUGGAAAGAUUGAGCAGUUUGACUUCCUAUUUCACAAAUCAGGACCGAACCAAGGGAAACCAAGGGGCUACUGUUUUGCAAGCUUUGAAAAUAGAACGGAUGCAGUACAUGCCCUCCAUGCCUUGGAUGGUAAACUAGCUCUUGGAAAGAAACUUGCUGUAAAAUGGGCUCAUUCACAUAUAAAGGCUCCAAAUGAACCUGUCCCCCUUGAGAAACCAGAGAUCAACUUACAUCCCGAUAAAAUCCCAAGUAGCUUCGGGGGUCAGUCUACAAAGGUACCAGAGGAACCAACUGCAAAGAAGAAGCCUGUCAAUUCAAGUGUUGAGUCACAGAUCAGAGCGAUUGAGGGAAAACUGAGAGAGAUGGACAGAUCAACUUCCAAAGCCACCUUCAAGCCAGUCCCGGUCUAUGCUACAAAGAAACCUGAACAACCCAAGGAGAUCAUCCAGAAGUGUUUACCAAGCCUGAUGUCACUCCCUUUGGAACCCCCUCCAUCUACCUCCAGCGUGUCAACAGCAGUAACAAGUUCAGAGACAUCGUCAUCAACAUUAGACUCAAACUCAUCAAAAACAGAACAGGUAGAGACUAAAUCAUCAUCAUCAUCGCAAUCAUUGUCAUCACCGUCGUCAGAGCCGUCAUCGACCACAUCAUCAAAAACGACAUCAAACGUCUCAUCGGCUGCGGUUAAAUCACAAGUGACUAAUACUGGUAAGAGUAAAGCUUCCGGAAGACCAAAGCCUUAUGAUAAGAGGUGACAGACCAAAGAUUGAGUUAAACCUUUUAAACCGUUGCUACCUGAGAGUUAUCGACUCUGCUGCUGGGAAGUGUAGCGCCCUCUCUAUCAAACCGCACAACCUUGAGAGUACAGGAAGGAACUUCCAUUCAAACGAAUUCUGCAGGACCGCUCAAAAUUAUUUCAAAUAUUUUGUUUGGUAAUGUAGCAUAAACCAAUAAGAUUAUGAAGAUAGGACCAAAUAUUUAUUUUUAAGUAACUUUCUAAUUUUUAUUGUCUCCUUGUAUUUGUGGGUUUUUUUUCCUCCUUCCAUGUUGGUAAUGACUUUGGUUGAGAGAGUGGCACUUCAUUUUAUGAUAUCCAAUUAAAAUCGAAAAAAUAGCUACUUUAUGUCAUAUAUUGAUGUGCAUUGAUAAUAAUAAUAAUAAUAAUACAUUACAUUUAUAAUGCGCUUAAUACAAUGUUUCUAAGCGCAAGAGAAAGAAGGAAGAAAAAGGAAGAAAAAGUGAGAAAUACUAAAGAAACAUACUAAAGAAAUGUUUAACUUAUUUUUUGGGGGAACCCCCUCUCCCAGAUCUGAUAGUCAAGCUCAAUAAAAAUUAUGGGGAUACAUUUAUUAUAUAUUGUUAGAAAUGUAAUACUGAAUAAUAAAUCCUGAAAAAGAAUGUGAAGUAGUGUAUGCGGAUAUUAUUCUCUUUUCCAUAGAAAACCAGAGGAAAGAUGAACCCUAAGAAGAAACCCCAAAAUAUUUAUUUUCAAUAACAUGAAUAGAUUUAUAGUUAUCAAAACAAAGAGUAUGUUGAUAGGCUGGUGCCAUAUGAGAAAUAAAUCAUGUUGUAGUUUUAGUUCAUACUUACAUGAAUUAGAUAGUUAUCAUUAUACAGUCAAACCUGUCUAUAGCGGCCGCCCAAGGGAAAAAUAAAAAGUGUUCCUUGUAGACAGGUUCUUUUAAUACAUGUUUCAAUGAGAAACCAUUUUCAAGGGAAACCAAAAAAUGUGGCCUUUGUAGACAGGUGGUCACUAAAGCAGGUUUGACUGUAGCUCCAUCAUGUGCAGUCCAUAUUGUAGUACGAUGUUAUUCAAAAUGUUUCAAAAGGUGCUUUGAGCUUUAAAUAUUUAUUGAAGUGCAUUCCAACACCUAAUAUUCCCCCUCCAUAACAGAGGACAACAAGAUGGUUCAACCUAGAGUACAAGAACAGAGAAAAAAUAUGCCUUAUAGGCAAAAAUGCAUGACAGUGUCAAUCAUUUUGUGCUAUACUUUUUACAAGAAAUAUUAUAACCUUUUUUCAGGUAUUUUGUAUUCAUUGCCAAUUUUGCCAUAUCUAUUUAUUGAAGUGUAAGAAGCCUAUGAAACAGUGCAUUACAGUCUAAAGAAAUGUUUUGAAAAUUAUAGGCUUGAAAAUACCAUAUUGUGAAACUCGUAAGCUAGAUUUUGUGCAGUGUAAAAACUCAUAAUAGCAUACUGAUAGGAACUUAAACAAAAUAGACAUAGUUCAAGAAAAUAUCUCACAAAUUUCACUGUUCUGGAAACUUUAAAUUAAUGUGAUCAUAAGUGGUUAUUAUCAUUCAUACAUUAUUUUGACUUUGUGAUUUGUAUAGCCUAUUGUAUUUGUAUCAAGUGACAAUAAUGCAUUAAAACAUUUCUUGUGAAGAAGUA
Strongylocentrotus purpuratus (purple sea urchin) is the source of this 2609-nucleotide messenger RNA. RefSeq names its product probable RNA-binding protein 18 (gene rbm18). Bases 132 to 974 code for a protein of 280 amino acids. The record is from RefSeq and is a predicted model, not a curated record. NCBI's taxonomy places the organism in Eukaryota, Metazoa, Echinodermata, Echinoidea, Camarodonta, Strongylocentrotidae. The transcript is spliced from 5 exons. Gene Ontology annotation, molecular function: RNA binding.